CAAAAACUGUACUUAUACCAGAUUUUGCAAGCAAUAUGUUUCUGUCAUCAGAGGCGUGUUAUGCAUCGCGAUUUGAAACCACAUAAUCUUUUAAUUGAUCAGGCAGGUGCCAUUAAGCUUGCUGAUUUUGGCCUUGCACGAGCAGUCAAUGUCCCAAUGAGGGCUUAUACGCACGAGGCAAAAGUCUUGCUUGGUGCAACUCGCUAUGGGUUAGGAGUAGAUAUGUGGAGCGUAGGAUGUGUUUUCGCUGAACUGGCAUCCAAAAAGAUUCUGUUCCAGGGCGAUUCGGAAAUAGAUCAAAUGUUCUGCAUAUUCAGGCAUGUCAUUACAUUUCUACUAUUCGUCAUCUUCCCAAACGCAAUGCUGGCAUACGAUCCAUCGCAGCGUAUUUCAGCGAAAAGACUUCUCAAACAUGAGUACUUCGAUGACGUUGAUCGAGGUCUUCUUCCGGCUGGCAAUUAUGAUGGUAGUACGUUGAUUCUUGGCUCGUAA
Molecule: messenger RNA, 492 nt
Organism: Gongylonema pulchrum
Lineage: Eukaryota; Metazoa; Nematoda; Chromadorea; Rhabditida; Gongylonematidae
Source: the annotation of a GenBank genome assembly